AUGAAGACACAAGGCUUGCUUAUAGCGCUUACUGCCACAGGCCUCAUGGCCUCCCCCCUCGCGACCGAGAAAGGGACACCGACAGCAAUCGCCGGUACUCCAACCUCGACCCCAAAACCCGAGGCCUACAAUUGGGCAGAUGGAUGGCAGGCGUCAUUCCCCAUUCACUCAUCUUGCAACAGCACAUUGCGUUCCCAGCUUCAGGUCGCCCUCGACGACGCAGUGCAACUCGCUCAGCAUGCCAGAAACCACCUUCUCCGCUUCGGCAGCAAGUCAGAAAUGGUCCAAAAGUACUUUGGAAAUGGGACUCUGGCCGAGCCCAUCGGCUGGUAUGACCGCAUCGUUGCGGCAGACAAGGGCGCCAUGACCUUUCGCUGCGAUGACCCCGAUGGCAACUGCGCAGGCCUACCCACUUGGGCCGGUCAUUACCGCGGGAAAAACGCUACUGAAGAAACCGUCAUCUGCCCCCUGUCCUUCGAGAAACGACGCUCACUCUCAUCGGUCUGCAACCUUGGUUAUACGGUCGCUGGAUCUCCUUUAAACACGAUCUGGGCAGUUGACCUCUUGCAUCGAAUGUUUCAUGUCCCGACAAUCAACGAAAAUGCAGUGGAUCACUUUGCAGACGAUUACAACGGAGUCCUGGCUCUGGCGAAGCAAGACCCUUCCAAGAGCGCUAAAGAUAGCAACGCGCUCCAGUAUUUUGCGAUCGAUGUUUGGGCUUAUGACAUUGCGGCUCCGGGAGUUGGUUGUACUGGCAAGCCUGCAGCGAAACCAAAGGCCUAG
This is a messenger RNA of Akanthomyces muscarius, 783 nucleotides long. RefSeq lists its product as uncharacterized. Lineage: Eukaryota; Fungi; Ascomycota; Sordariomycetes; Hypocreales; Cordycipitaceae. The record is from RefSeq and is a predicted model, not a curated record. Bases 1 to 783 code for a protein of 260 amino acids. The transcript is spliced from 2 exons. Gene Ontology annotation, molecular function: zinc ion binding; metallopeptidase activity; integrin binding. Gene Ontology annotation, cellular component: extracellular region; cell surface; fungal-type cell wall.